Messenger RNA from Clunio marinus, 1196 nucleotides. The record is from the annotation of a GenBank genome assembly. Lineage: Eukaryota; Metazoa; Arthropoda; Insecta; Diptera; Chironomidae.
UAGAUUAAGAAAUGAGGGCUUUAGUAGUUUUUCUACAAACACAUUAUUAGUUUGCAGUCGAAUUUCAUUCAAAAAUAUUUUUCUUUUAUCAGUCCUGGAAGUAAAUAAAUGAUCUAACUGAAUCCCUAUACCUUUUAUGGUGAACAGAAAAUAUAAAGUGUUUCAUUAAAAGUUAAAAAUCAACGAAAAAGUCACAGCAAAUAAUCAAAAUAAGAAUGUCAUCAUCAACGUCAAAUCCUUUACCUGAUGUAGAACCGCAGGCUUCAACAAGUGAAUCUUCAGAGUAUAAACCACAACAAUCAACACAAUAUUCUUUUAAACCUUCACCUGAAAAUAGUAAAACGUCAACGAAAGCAGAUUUUACAGAUGACGAAGAAAAGAAAGAUGAUUCGAUGUAUGUUUGUAACAUCUGUUUGGAUAUAGCCAAAGAUGCCGUGGUUUCUAUGUGCGGUCAUUUAUAUUGUUGGCCAUGUUUAAACACUUGGCUCGAGACUCGUCCUACUAGGCAACUUUGUCCCGUAUGUAAAGCAGCAAUUUCCAAAGAAAAAGUGAUUCCAUUAUAUGGGAGGAAUAGCGACAAACAGCAAGAUCCCCGUUCUAAAGUUCCACCACGUCCUCAAGGUCAAAGAACUGAACCAGAUCCAAACACGGGCUUUCAAGGCUUUCAAUCAUUUAACGGUGCUGAUGGUGGUUUUCAUCUUUCAUUUGGCAUCGGUGCAUUUCCUUUUGGCUUUUUUGCUUCCAGUUUCAAUUUCAAUGAUAUGAGACCGUCAGCGAGAGCUCCACAACACCAACAAGGAACACCACAGUUUGAAGAAGAUCAAUUUCUUUCGAAAGUUUUCUUAUGGGUGGCUUUGUUUUUCUUUUCAUGGUUGAUUUUAGCUGAAGCUUAGUUAGUUAUAAGCAGCGCAAACAAUAAUCAUAAUUUAAUCAAUUAAAAACAUUCCAACAAUUUAUCAUGAUUUUGUUUGUUUGAAAUUUAAAUUGUUUUAAUUUCUUUCAUCAAGAUCAUGUUUGCAGAUGCCAGUUUAAUUAAUUACUUUAUUUCUUUCUUUUCAUAGUUUCUCUGAUAUUCUCAAGUAUCUGAAGAUUGUUAUAUAUUGUGGUGGAAAUUGCAAAAAAAUUAAAUAUUAUAUAAUUGUUAUUUAUAAUUUGGAUGAUGAUGUCGGUAAUAAAGAAGAAAAUGAUUAAAGUGG